ACCCUCACCAUCACUCCAACAACAACAACAACAACAACAACAAUAUGGCGACUAAGAAAGUGACUACUGCACUAGCUGGGUUGGCUGUGGCACGCAAUCCACAUCAUUCACUUGGCGUAUUGUAUGGCAAAAUUAUGCGGUGUCUACAGAAAAUGCCUCCUGAUGCUGCCUAUCGUAAAUAUACAGAACAAAUAAUCAGUGAACGAAGUGCUCUCGUAAAAACGGAACCAGAUGUGUUUAAAUUAGAGAAGGCCAUCAACUGUGGUCAAAUUGAGGAAGUGAUUCAGCAGGCUGAAAAUGAAUUGUCUUUGGCACGCAAAAUGUUGGAGUGGAAGCCUUGGGAGCCUCUUAUUCAGGAACCAGUUCCAAAUCAGUGGAAAUGGCCAAUUUAAACAUCAAGCAACCCAAAAGAUUUAAAUAAAAACAUUAAUUUUAUGCAGGAUUAUUCAUGUUUGGGUCUAAAAUAAUAAGUAAUAAUAAUAAUAAUGAUGAUAAUUUAUGAAAAUUAUAUAUUUGCAAGUUUUCCAAUGUGAAUUAAGAUUUUCCAAAUUGCAAUCUCAUGUAUAAAUAAAUAAUAAUUUGAUUUUGCAUUAAAUAGCUUUACCAUGUACUGUAUUUGCAACUUUAAAAAUUUAAAAAAAAUUAAUUUGCCUGUGAAGAUAAAUAUUUUAGGAUAUAGACCAUCAUAAGUAGAAGUGCAAUUUAUUUUGCAAGGUGCAUAAUGACCCCCUGAAAUGUUUUACUUUUGUGUACAUGUGUAAAUAAUUUAUCAAUGUCAAACUAAUAUAUUUGAAAGGUUUAUUGUCAUGGGUAAACUUAUCUCUUGUUUAUAUGGUACAGGUAUAUAACAGUUACUGAUUUAUCUCAUUUCUGGCAUUUAGGUCUAGUUUGUGUAUAAAAUGUUUUGUAUAUAGUACCACAAAUGAAUGAAUGAUGUAU
Messenger RNA from Cherax quadricarinatus, 939 nucleotides. It is a transcript of the gene ND-13B, whose product is annotated as NADH dehydrogenase (ubiquinone) subunit ND-13B. NCBI's taxonomy places the organism in Eukaryota, Metazoa, Arthropoda, Malacostraca, Decapoda, Parastacidae. The record is from RefSeq and is a predicted model, not a curated record. Gene Ontology annotation, biological process: respiratory electron transport chain.